AUGACAACCCCAUCUACAACUCCUCAGUGUACAGAUGAGGACUGUCAGUGUGCUGGGGGAACCUGUAAAUACAACACAACUCUUGGAAAAUGUAGCUGCCACUGUCAAGAGUUUAUUUUUGGUGAUAUUUGUUCUUUUGGAGACAAUGACACCUCCGCUCAUAUUGAUACUGGAGCAGUACCAACUCGAAAAGCAAAUUUUACCUUGGAAAUCCAGGUGUCUUUUCAGCCAGCUUUUAACGAUUUAAGCUCACCUUUAUCACUAAAAUUCAUCAACACAUUAAAACUGCAGCUUGAAGCGCUGUGCAGAGCAGCAGACCCACAAUCCUUUGAAAAAGUAGAAAUCAUCAAGUUAUCAGAAGGAUCUGUUAUUGCCGAGAGUGUGGCGGAGUACAGCUAUGCAAACAAUGAAACGCAAAUCCAGUUUGUCAACAGUCAGCUUGAUGGGGUUUUGACUAAUAUCUUGAAUGACACAAGUAACCUCAGGAAGAUUUCUCAGGCCUUUAAUAGCAGCAGCGUGACAUUGAAUGGACUCACCUUCCAACCACCUGCAAUUACCAAUAUUACUGACCUGAAGCCUUAUGUUAACUGCACUCAAUUUGCUAAUUACACUGCUGAGAUUAGUAAUGGUCAAUGGCAAUGUGUUGGACCUUGCAAAACAAACCCUGAUUACUGUCAUCAACAUGGACAAUGUUUCAAUGACAUUCAUAAAGGGCCUACCUGUAGGUGCUUUGAGUCUAGCCUGGAGCAGUUUUAUGGCCCACAGUGUGACCUCUUCCGUCGGGGUCCAGGUUUCUAUGGAGCACUGUUUGGGUCACUGGCAGCAGCACUCCUGCUCUUGAUUAUCAUUGUCAUAGCUGUCAUUGUCAAAAAAAAAUAUAUGGGAGUUUGGAAAAGGAACAACAGGUAUGACAGAAGACUGUCUGCUUUUGAGGAAGACUUCUUUGAUUUCUCUGAUACAGGGGUUCACAACUUGGGACUGGCAGGCACUUACACAUCUCACGGUUUUAGACCACAUCUAGAAAAUGUUGACACCCAAUUGCAGUUCACAACAAGACGUCCAGAGGUUUUGAACAUCAAUCCUAGAUGA
Seriola dumerili (greater amberjack) is the source of this 1089-nucleotide messenger RNA. RefSeq names its product mucin-3B-like. The record is from RefSeq and is a predicted model, not a curated record. Bases 1 to 1089 code for a protein of 362 amino acids. The transcript is spliced from 9 exons. Lineage: Eukaryota; Metazoa; Chordata; Actinopteri; Carangiformes; Carangidae.